This is a messenger RNA of Notothenia coriiceps (black rockcod), 445 nucleotides long. RefSeq names its product TERF1-interacting nuclear factor 2. The annotation marks the transcript as partial. The record is from RefSeq and is a predicted model, not a curated record. Gene Ontology annotation, cellular component: shelterin complex. Gene Ontology annotation, molecular function: telomeric repeat DNA binding. The transcript is spliced from 4 exons. Lineage: Eukaryota; Metazoa; Chordata; Actinopteri; Perciformes; Nototheniidae. Gene Ontology annotation, biological process: telomere capping; regulation of telomere maintenance via telomere lengthening.
GUGCCCUCCCCCUCUCCUCCCUCCGCCUCAUGGCCUCCCCCCUGCAGCUCACCUACUCGUACAUCUGGCAGGUCAUCCGGCAGAGAAACGUCAAGCAGUACGCGAAAGUGGAGGAGUUUGUUACCAUGGUGACGCAAACUGUCCCCGACCUCAUCAGCUUCAAGCAGACGGCGCAGCUCGUCCUGGGGCUGAGAGCGAGGAUCAUUUUGGAUUUGCUUCAAAAGGACGGCCCACCGGAUUCUAAAGCCAUUCAAACGCUCAUAAAUAAGUUGAAAGUGUUAGCGAAGGACCCAGAGGUGGAGAAAUCCCAAACGAACUUCAUGGUGCUGGUGCAGAACCUGCUCAAAAACCCAGCGGAAAAAAAGCGCUUCUUCCAGGUAUCCUCAGCUGUUUCUCCAGGAGUGGUGGUCGAAGACGAGGAGUAUUUUGUAAAAUACAAAAACUA